AUGGAGUUAGAAGAUGAUAAGAAAGACUUCUUGAACAAGAAGGGGGAGCCCAAAGGGGUCAACCUACGGAAAAUCACACAGCUCAUAAAUAGCGGUGGUGUAACCUUUAGUGUGUGGGAGAAACGGAAUGAUGGCAAAGGAAUCGGAAAGCUGGAUUGGACACCAUUGAUGGGCGCAGAGAAGAAGUUGCUAAAUACUCUCCCAGAUAAACUCCAGUCAAACACUGAAGAAAUUAUCCAUCAGGAUACUGCAGCCACAGUCAUCAAACUAUGGAAGGUAUUGUUUAUUUAUAAAUAUAUAUAUAUAUAUGUUUAUAAUAAUAAUAAUAAUAAUAAUAAAUAAUAAUAAUAAAUGAAUUUAAUGCCACAAAUAUGAUAAUAACAAAGAUAAAAGAAAAUAUAUGAUAUUUAGAUCUAAUACAAGUUUUAGAAAAUGUUAAUGGCAAGGAGACAUCCAGAAACCACUAGGCUUGUAAAGUGGAUGCCUCCUCUGGUCAGUAUUCACACUGCAGUAUCAAAUAUUAAUAUUAAAAAAUAAUAACGACAACGACAAUUUCGAUAUCAUUACUAUUUGUCAAACCACCAGCUUUGGUGUUCACCCAUGCAUUAUCAUAUAUUAAAGCGUAAUAACGACAGUAUAUAACGACAAUAUCAAUAUCAUUGCUAUUCAUCGAGUAAAUGUUUUUUCAUUCCAUUCCUGAAGCAACCAAAAGUCUCUGCCUGUUUUAUAUUUUCUGGAAGCGAAUUCCACAGUUUAGGGCCAUUGAAAAGAAUUGUGUGUUGUUUUGUUGUGGUUUUACAUGAAUGUGUUCGGUACAUCUUCGCAUUUCUUGUGUUGUAACUAUGAACUUCAUUGCUCUUAAUGAACAAAUGAAGGAAGGUAGGAGGGAGUAACUGUUUAUAAUAGAAAUACAUAAAUUUACCGGUAAAAAAUGAGUUGAUCUUGUAAAUAUCAAGUAUUUUUAACCUUUGAAAUAGGGGAGCGGUAUGUGCUAGAAAAUCGGAAUUUGUUAAUAUUCUAACAGCUCGUCUUUUGCAAUAAAAAUAUACGACUUAGAUGUGAAAUAUAAGUUGAUGACCAAAUAAUAUUGCAAUAAUUCAAGUAGGGAUAAAUUAAGGUAUAAUAUAAUAAUAAUUUUGUUUCAGGGGAUAGGUGUAAGCGAGCACGGAAAAUUAUACCAAUUGAUUUUGAGAUCUUUUUGCAAACAUGAUUUAUAUGGGAUUUCCAAGACAGAUUUUCGUCCAAGUAAAUUCCCAGAAAUUUAACUUGCUGUUUUCGAGCCAGCGAAAUUCCCUCGAAAGCGAGAGAUAUGUCACUAGUGAUCUUCUUUUGUCGAGAUUUAAAAAUAACGUAAUUAGUUUUAUCUGUGUUGAUACUCAAUUUGUUCGCCCUCAUCCAUUGCUCAACAUUUUGCAAUGCAUCAUUCAUUACCCUAGCAAGUAUGUUAGGAUCAUUAUGGGAAUAAUAAAUACUGGUGUCGUCCGCAAAUAAUAAAAGUUCAACUGAGCGUACCGAGUUGGGAAUAUCAUUGAUAUAGAGUAUAAAAAAGAGUGGUCCCAAAAUAGAACCCUGUGGUACACCACAUCGGGUAAUGGCUUCGGAGGAUUUAAUUUUUCCAAAUUGGACGAAGUGUUUUCUAUUUUUGAAAUAGCUUUUAAUCCAACUUAAAGCGAUACCACGGAAGCCAUAAUGUUCAAGUUUAUAAAAUAAUAUUUCAUGACUAAUUGUAUCAAAUGCUUUGGAUAAGUCAAGGAAUACACCAGCUGUCAAUUUGUUCUCGUCAAUAGAGGUUGCAACUUUGUUAAUCAAAUGGAUGAGUGCAAGUUCAGUUGAGUGUUUCUUACGAAAACCAAAUUGAUAACAGUACAAAAGUUCUAAUUUUUCAAUAAAAUGCAAAAGCCGUUUAUGCAUAACCUUUUCAAAAAAUUUGGAAAAAUUUGCUAAGAUUGAUAUAGGUCUAUAAUUUGAACAUUUGUCCAUAUCGCCAGAUUUAAAAAUUGGAAUUAUCUUAGCAAUUUUCAAACUAUCAGGAAAUACUCCAUUUUCCAGAGACUUAUUAAUUAUGUGCGUCAGUGGUUUUGAAAUAAAUUCAAAGGAAUUUUUAAUUGUAUGCAUUGGUAUGUUAUCAUAACCAAUAUCCGAUAUCAUGUUAUUAUUUAUGUUGAAAGAGGUCGGGUAAGAUGACUUCUUCUUACGAAUGUUUAUGACCUCAUUAAUCAAUUUCCAUGUAGUUUUCAAGUCGGAUUUAGCUUGCUCGAAUUUAGUAUCAUAAUAAGUUCCCUUAGCUAUUCUAAUUAAAUGAUUCAAUUUAUUUUUGUAUUCUUUGUAUUUCCUCUCUUGGUAAGUUGUGGAAUUAGUCAUAUACUUUUUGUAAAGCUUAUUUUUCUUUCUUACAGAAACUAACAAUCCUUUUGAAAUCCAUGGAGUUUUGGGUUUAUUGUAAGAAUUUGACUUAUACAUUUUUAGAGGAAAACAUUCUUCGAGAUGCCUAUUGUAUUCGCUGACAAAAUCGUUAUAUAGGUCAUUUGGAUCUUCAUCAAUUAAGACGCUUGACCAAUUUACUUGUGAAAGAGCUGUUUGGAAUUUUAACAAAUUCCGUUCCGCAUAAUCUCUCUUAUAAAUUACUUCAUUUCCUCGACGUGUGGGCGAGUCCUUUUUAAAAUAUGCAAACACAGGGAAAUGAUCUGAAAUGUCAUUAAGGAUUAAUCCAUUCAAUGUGUUUUGUUGAAAACAAUUUGUGAAUAUGUUAUCUAUAAGGGUAGCUGAAUGAGAUGUUACACAGGUCGGUUUAGUAAUGAGAGGAAUAAGCAUGUGUGAAAACAAGGAAUCAAGAAAUCCUUGUGUAUAAUGGUGACUAUCAUAAUGGAGUAAAUCUAAAUUGAAAUCUCCCAUAAUAUAACAGUGUUUGUUAUCUUUAGUGAUAAUCGAUAGUAUUUUGUUGAUUUCCUCUAGAAAAGAUGCGAUAUUUUGGUUUGGUGGUCGAUAAAUCGUACCUACUAUAGAGUUUUUACCCUUAGGAUUAAUAAUUUCAACAAACAAAGACUCAAUUACCUCAGGAUUGGAGAUUGUGCAGUUACCAAUUUGUUUAUACUGAAAAUGGUUGUGUAAAUAUAGACCGACCCCCCCACCGGCUUUAUUUAUUCUAUGAUUGGAAAUGAAAUCAUAGCCCAGGAGAUCAACCUGAUUAAAUGUUUCAUCAUUCAGCCAAGUUUCAGAUAAACCAAUGAUAGAAAAUGUAGUAUCCGAAUUUGCAGUUAAAGUUUUAAACCUGUCAAAAUUACCAAGCAAGCUACGACAAUUCAAAUGAAGGAAAGACAAAUUAAAGCUCUUUUGCGGUUCACUGGCUAGGUCACAAAUUUCACUUUCUACCACAUAUUUGCUAGCGGGCGGUGAACAUGUAUAGAAAUUUUGAUCUGGAUCAUGAUCUGUUAUUGGAAAAUUGUCUAUUACUAAAUUCAGAUCUUCUAACAGGUUAAAAACUAGGGUUUCUACGCGAUCAAUGUUGUAAUUGAGAGAUAAUUCGUAUAAUACCGCAUAAAAUGAUAUGUCAUCAAGAUGGUUAAAGGGUAACAGUUCAGACAACGAUGACACACUUAAAUCAUCCAUCGUAGUAGGAUAUUAUUAGACAAUAGUUCAAAUAAAAGGUUACUUAUCUUAGAUUAAACACAUGUUUAAGUGGCUGAUUCCAAAUCAUCCAACUUGAGGAGCCUAAUGACCGGAGCGCCAUCAGACUUACGAAGACAAAUUGCUUUGUUCUUAACCCAGCAAAAUUUAUACUGCUGGGCUCGUUUAAACUUAUUUGCUUCGUAUAACAAUUCUUGUAAUCUUGGAGUUAGGUGUUCGUAUAUUCUAAUAUCACCCAUUUGAAUUGUGGAAGGUAAUUCAAGUUGUGCAGGUUUCAGACCUUCGGUCCGUUUCUUUACAGCAAGCACUCGAUGUCGGGCUAUGCGACGUGUAAAUUUACAGAUAAUCGCGUUAGGCAUGUGAGUACGUUGUCUAGCGGGCACACGAUGAGCUAUAUCUAUGUCAUAUUCAGAGAUAUCUGUCGCCCCAAUAGCGUGAAGUAACUUUAUACACAAUGCCGUAGUUUCUUCUGCAGAUUCUGCUUCACGUUGUUGUGGGACACCAGUAAUCUUAAGAUUGUACUGUAGCUAUACUCUUCGGCUUGCUCGAUUGCACUUGCAAUAUUCUCACACUUUUUCGAUAUUACAUCAAUCUGUGAUUUGAUUAGCUUCAGAUCCUUCAUAGAGUUUUCUUUAAAUUUAGCGAAGACAUCAUAUUGAUCACUAAUAAACUGUAUAGAUUUCUUUUCGGAUUCAUUCAAAGAUUUGGUUUGUUCAGCAAGAUAGCCGCUUUCUUGUUCGACAUAUUUGUCGAUUUUCUUGUCAAAAUCUUUAGUAACUUGACUUAGUUUCACGUUUAAUAGAGCUAUUUCUUCUCUCAAUUCAGAAUUUUCCUUUUUUAAUUUAGCUGUUGCCAUUUAAUAACUUUUGCAGCAACAAAUGGCCUGACAUUUGUUGCUGCAACAUAAAGGCUAAUAGUUUUUCACUGUACAUACAUUUCUGCCGUUUUAAAGUUGGAUACUCUGACUCUUUGUCAUUUCUAGUCUUGGUUUUCUUGUCUUCAUGAUCUGACACGAGGAUUUCGGUGUCUUCAUCACUGUCAGCAUCGCAAUCAGUUUUAAUGUGUUUUCAUUUCUUGUGUUUACUUCUCUUGUGUUUUUUUUCUCUUGCCUUCUCGUCUUUUCCUUUUCAUUGUAUUCUUGACCUCUUCGUCUUUGACUUUGUUGUCAGCCGAAUGAAGAACACAUUUAUGAGCUACAUAGUUCAAAUAUAAAAUUGUCCAUAUUUUUUGUUCACACUUUUCCUCCAUUAACCAAAUAAUAAUGCCCAAAUUUAAAUAUUCCAAAUGAAAUGCUGUAUCUUGUCUUAGUGUUGAUUGUAUCCAUAGAUAUAGGAGAUCUAGAUUGCUAACACAUACCUAGCGCAGGCAGGGCCUACAUGAUAAAUCCAAGAUGGCGAUACAACAGGGCAAAACGACUAUAGAUUCUAUACGAAAAUCAGGAUUUUUGCAUUUUUUGCCGUCGCAUUGUUUUGAAACUUAUUCGGUCAAAUUUUAUGGUAAAGAGAAACUUACCGCGAAGAUUUUGAGCAUAUAUAUGAUUGAAUUGGAUGAAAAAUCGCAAAAUUUUCCAGCGAUAAAA
Messenger RNA from Paramuricea clavata, 5203 nucleotides. The record is from the annotation of a GenBank genome assembly. Lineage: Eukaryota; Metazoa; Cnidaria; Anthozoa; Malacalcyonacea; Plexauridae.